AUGUUUGAAUUUCUCUUCUCCUUUUCCUGCUCCAUAUCGAUUUCUGGAGUAGGUUACUAUGAAGCAGAUGUUACUAGUUCUGGAACAUCCCUUGAAUUUAAUCUUCCUGCAGUUCCAGAUGCAACGUAUUACCUGGCUUUUUCCAAAAAAGAUUACCAAUUAUCGCUUGAUGGAGAAUCUUCGAAUCCAUCAGAUAUUUACAGAAUAGAUAAUUUGAAAGCAAUUUAUAAAGCUUCGAUGUCUGAUCAGACAAGAUCAAAGUUACCAUUCGGUAUUUUCCUUGUUCCCACUUCAUUUGAUGCACUGGAAUUUUGGAUUCAACCAAAUUCAACAGGAACCUAUCAAAUUCCCCAACUAACGAACAAUUCCAAGAAAAUUUAUUUAUGCAUCUUGAAUGAUAACCCAAUUAGCAUCACAAUUACUCAAGAUUCUGAUACAAACACUGUUUUAUCCAGCAAAGAUGGAAAUCUUCCAAAAUCCACUGAAACGACAAUAUCUGGGACAAAUAUAGUCACUUUGGAGUAUUCAUACAUUGAAAAGUCGACUGUUGGUACUACAUAUACUUUAACAACGCAAGCUGUGGCUAACAAUAUGGAUAAGCAAUGUUAUGAUAAAAGGAAAUCAAAAGUUAAUUUUGACACUUUUUUGAUUAUUCCGUAUUUUAUAUAUAGAUAUUCAGUCUUAGAUAGUUCACUUAAAUAUGGCUACAAUUCCAUUACUGUUAGUUCGAAUACCUCAUAUUUAAUUCCAAAGAAUAAAAUGAUUAUUUUUGUCCAAUCAUCAGUAGAUGUUCAAGGAUAUAUUAGUACAGAGCAAUAUGGACUUAGUAUUCUUGGAAAUACAAAAAUUCAAGCUAUUGAUUUAGUAUCAAAUGGUGUUCUUUUAUUCUCUGCAAAUGGAUCAUCAGUGAAAUGUGGAUUUGUUAUUUUCAACUAUUCACAAACAGAAAUUUGUAAGUAUCCUACUAUUUUUUCAGGAACAGGUAAAUAUUCACUUACGAAUACUAUUGGAUCACAUUGCAUAAUAACUGUUUUCUCAGAAGGUACACUUUCAUUUGAUUCUACCAACUAUUUGCGUUCAACCGUCAACACUCUUGGAAUCACAUUAAAGGAUAAAACGAUAUCGGAACCUUCACUGACUGUGAUCUAUUAUGGAGAAACCUAUAAUGCAGAUGAUAGAAAUACUGAUUAUACGAUUGUUUUUGAUUAUAAAGGUGCUACUGGUGAUCUUAACUAUGUCAUAGAAUCGAGAAACUCGUAUUAUCAAUUUUAUAAAGUUUCAAGUCAAGGUAGUGAAAGCGUAAACGUUGGUGGCGUCGAUUAUGCAAAGAAGGUUUUAAUUAAACCGAAGUAUAAGUAUCUUGCAUUCUUAACUCUUAUUCUUGUGAUUGCCGCUGUAGUUUUUAUCUAUUAUAGAUUUUGCGCCAAAAAACCAAAUAAUCAAAAUGACAAUGAAGAUCAUUCAAGUGAUUAG
Messenger RNA from Trichomonas vaginalis G3, 1473 nucleotides. RefSeq lists its product as uncharacterized. The transcript has a single exon. Lineage: Eukaryota; Parabasalia; Trichomonadida; Trichomonadidae. Bases 1 to 1473 code for a protein of 490 amino acids. The record is from RefSeq and is a predicted model, not a curated record.